Camelina sativa (false flax) is the source of this 295-nucleotide messenger RNA. Its product is annotated as serine rich endogenous peptide 12. The record is from RefSeq and is a predicted model, not a curated record. NCBI's taxonomy places the organism in Eukaryota, Viridiplantae, Streptophyta, Magnoliopsida, Brassicales, Brassicaceae.
AUGAGAAACACAAUAUCUUCAAAAAUGAGUCAAGUGCUAAUUAUGCUUCUUCUCCUUUGCACCGUCCUUUGCCGUACCGAGUCAGCUCUUCCUUCUGUUCACCAAUCAGUCCUACUAACCGGUAGGAGAAUGAUGGGUUAUUAUAAACAGAAUGAGGGGCUAGUAAGACCAUCGCAGAGCCAACAAGGUGGUGGACGUGAUACUGCUGAUGAUCCUAACGUUGAUUACGGCAAAUAUUAAUUUUCUUUUUCUUCUGCUUUUUAAGUACUGAAAUUUCAAGAGUUUUCUGAAUAAA